ACUGUGAGCAUCCCCGACGGUCGCCUCCUGAUGACGCACACGGAAACACCGAUAGGCUCUGCCUCCCGAAGAAAAGGGAGCCGCGCAGCGCCUACGGGAGUCCGGCGGCAGCAGCCGGCACCGGCAACCACGGGCAGCUCUCAGGGAAUCUCCGUCGUGAGGCCAGAGGCUCCAGUCCCCGCGAGUCCAGAUGCCUGUCCAGCCUCCAAGCAAAGACACAGAAGAGAUGGAAGCAGAGGGUGAUUCUGCUGCUGAGAUGAAUGGGGAGGAGGAAGAGAGUGAGGAGGAGCGGAGCGGCAGCCAGACAGAGUCAGAAGAGGAGAGCUCCGAGAUGGAUGAUGAGGACUAUGAGCGACGCCGCAGCGAGUGUGUCAGUGAGAUGCUGGACCUAGAGAAGCAGUUCUCGGAGCUAAAGGAGAAGUUGUUCAGGGAACGACUGAGUCAGCUGCGGUUGCGGCUGGAGGAAGUGGGGGCUGAGAGAGCCCCUGAAUACACGGAGCCCCUUGGGGGGCUGCAGCGGAGCCUCAAGAUUCGCAUUCAGGUGGCAGGGAUCUACAAGGGCUUCUGUCUGGAUGUGAUCAGGAAUAAGUAUGAAUGUGAGCUGCAGGGAGCCAAACAGCACCUGGAGAGUGAGAAGCUGCUGCUCUAUGACACGCUGCAGGGGGAGCUGCAGGAGCGGAUCCAGAGGCUGGAGGAGGACCGCCAGAGCCUGGACCUCAGCUCUGAAUGGUGGGACGACAAACUGCAUGCCAGAGGCAGCUCCAGGUCUUGGGACUCCCUGCCGCCCAGCAAGAGGAAGAAGGCACCUCUGGUUUCUGGCCCAUACAUCGUGUACAUGCUUCAAGAGAUCGACAUCCUGGAGGACUGGACGGCCAUCAAAAAGGCUAGGGCAGCUGUGUCCCCUCAGAAGAGAAAAUCGGAUGGACCUUGACCCUGCUCUUCACAGCCAGGGGGACCCUCAGAGCAGCUGGCACUGCACCCAGGAUUCUCAUCUUCCUCCUGCAGACAGGCGGACGGACCCACAGGCCACUCAGGGUCUGCCCAGCCAGGCUCCUGUGGUGCUGCUGGGCCCUCCCACUCCAGCUGGCACUGGCCUGGACUCCCCCUCUGCCCUCCUCGAGGCCUGCACAGCUGUGGCCGUGGAGCUGACCUGACCAGGCAAGGCUGCUGUCUCCAUCCCUGAGCCGCCUGCCACCUCCCACUCCUGAAGAUCCAUCUCUUGGGGCUCCCCUGACAGAGAAGACAGCCGAAGUCGAAGCCACAUCCUCUUGCUGAUCUUGGAUGCAGGCUCUCCGGCCUCAGGGCCAGGGAGCCAGUUUCCACUGUGCGGGAACUCUGAGUCAGACGUGAUUAUCUGGGGGUCUGUCCACCCUGGCUGGAUCUGGAGGCAAGAUGCCAGGCCCCCCAGGUGUUCAGGGCAGUUCUUGGUGUCUGCCUCUCAGAUUCCAAGGACUGGAAUUAAAACCUUUCCUGGGA
Messenger RNA from Gorilla gorilla gorilla (western lowland gorilla), 1476 nucleotides. RefSeq names its product BRMS1 transcriptional repressor and anoikis regulator (gene BRMS1). The record is from RefSeq and is a predicted model, not a curated record. The transcript has 10 exons. NCBI's taxonomy places the organism in Eukaryota, Metazoa, Chordata, Mammalia, Primates, Hominidae. Bases 191 to 931 code for a protein of 246 amino acids.